This is a messenger RNA of Syngnathoides biaculeatus (alligator pipefish), 1138 nucleotides long. RefSeq names its product general transcription factor II-I repeat domain-containing protein 2B-like. Lineage: Eukaryota; Metazoa; Chordata; Actinopteri; Syngnathiformes; Syngnathidae. The transcript is spliced from 2 exons. Bases 21 to 1007 code for a protein of 328 amino acids. The record is from RefSeq and is a predicted model, not a curated record.
GACAAUGACAUGAACAUGACAUGAAACUACAGUGGAAUAAAGUCACCGGGAUUAUUACGGACGGCGCACCUGCCAUGGCUGGCGAGCGGAGUGGAUUAUCAAGCCUUGUCUGUAACAAAGUCAGCGAAGAAGGAGGCAGCGCUAUUAAACUCCACAGUAUUAUUCAUCAAGAAGUUCUCUGUGCCAAAUAUAUGAAAUAUGAUAAUGUUAUGAAACCGGUGAUAAAGACUAUUAAUUAUAUUCGCUCCAAAGCGCUGUGCCACCGCCAGUUUCAACAGUUUCUUCUCGACAUCCAGGCUGAAUACGGAGACGUUUUGUAUCACACCGACGUAAGGUGGCUCAGUCGGGGGUCUGCGCUGCAGCGCUUCUUCUCUCUCAGGGAGGAAAUUGGACAAUUCUUGACUAAAAAGGGACAACCCAUGCCACAAUUAAAUGAUCCUGUUUGGCUGGCUGAUUUGGGAUUUUUAGUUGACAUAACGCGACAUCUGAAUGCGCUGAACACAAGCCUUCAAGGGCAAAAUGCAGUGGUAAGCCAACUGUAUUCACACAUCAAAGCCUUUCGGACCAAGCUGCUACUUUUCCAAAGACACCUGUCACAGGCGCAGCCCAAUACCGCACAUUUCCCGUCGCUGCAGGAAAUUGUGACCAGUUUCCCACAGAUCAAUAUCAGUGCGCAAAUGACAAAGUAUGCAGCAGACAUCUCAUCUCUGGUUGAGGAGUUUCAGCAGCGCUUUCGGGACUUUGCAGCUAUUGAAAAGGAGGUCACGCUUUUUUCCUCUCCUUUCUCCGUGGACCCUGAUGACGCUCCAGACCACCUGCAACUGGAGCUCAUUGAGCUGCAGUGUGACGCCGAGCAUCGCAGUCGGCACCAACAGCUCCCUCUUGUCAACUUCUACCGCCAGCUGGAUGAAGGCAGGUUCCAAGCAAUUCGGACAUUUGCUAAGAAAAUGCUGAGCUUGUUUGGCUCCACAUACAUGUGCGAGAACAUUCUCCGUUAUGAACAUUAACAAGAGCCGCAUGAGGACGAGACUGAGUGACUCUCACCUGCGUGACGUCUUGCGCAUCAAAACCACUGCUCUUGAGCCAGACAUGGACUACAUUACUGCAGUCAAGAUCCCAGUAUCACCCUUCACAUUAG